This is a messenger RNA of Cyprinodon tularosa, 2972 nucleotides long. RefSeq names its product RNA exonuclease 5-like. Bases 108 to 2516 code for a protein of 802 amino acids. Gene Ontology annotation, molecular function: RNA binding; exonuclease activity. Gene Ontology annotation, cellular component: nucleus. NCBI's taxonomy places the organism in Eukaryota, Metazoa, Chordata, Actinopteri, Cyprinodontiformes, Cyprinodontidae. The transcript has 19 exons. The record is from RefSeq and is a predicted model, not a curated record.
CUUUUUUCCUUGCCGGCCGUAAACAACAUCUCACAACGUGCUUUUGGAAGUGUUUCUAUUCUAAUGGAUUCAUCUAAACCUUCAACAUCUGAAAUAUCAUCCUAACCAUGAAGGCUUCCCCGUCUCCAUCAGUUACAUGUGGCGAAAAGAAAAGAAAAAAUGAGGCUCCAGCUGCAGAUGAGGGCAUCAAAAGAUUUAAGACUGAGGAGGGAGUAGUUCUCCAGGAAAGGCCUCGUCAUUCAGCGAGGCUCUCGGUCUGCCUCGAUCGUUUGCAGCAGCCAAUCACACUGGCUGAGCUAAUGGAGCUGCUUCAUUUUGCUGCCCUGGGGAAAGCAGCAGGCAUCAAACAGCCUAGCUGGUGUCGUGUCCACCAUCAAAGGAAUGUCAGCGGUAUAAAUGUUGUCGUUGUGGAGGGAGUGACGCAGAGUCUUUUCUACAAGCACUACCUCUUAAUGGAGCACCUUAGGACAAGCUACACAACUAGGGUUACCUUCACACCAUCAUCUAACAAUGUAGCUUCAGAGAUCUUCCGCUGCGAAGUUCCAAACAUGGACUUUUCAUCUGUUUCUAAACCAGAGGAGACACUUCAUACAGCUGUGAGGCACCAUCCAGUUAUCACUACAUUUGGCACAAAGAGGAGAGGACUGACUGCAUAUGUUCUGAGCCAACAGCAGUUGAUAAAGAACCGCUAUCCAGUCAAAGGAUUUCCAGGUUUCGAGGACUUUUUGUGCACAGGCAGCGAUGUGUGUGUAACAGACCAGAGCCCGCUGUAUGGACUGGACUGUGAAAUGUGUCUGACAGAGAAAGGAUAUGAGCUGGCUCGCGUUUCCCUGGUGGACAGUGAUGGUAAUUGUGUGCUGGAUGAUCUGGUGAAACCUCAAAACCGUGUUCUCAACUACCUUACACAGUUCUCAGGUAUCACAGCAGCCAUGUUGAGGCCGGUAACGACCACCUUACGGGACGUUCAGGCUAAGAUCAGGACGCUGUUACCGGACAAUGCAGUAGUGGUGGGCCAUUCCCUCAACAAUGAUCUCGUCGCACUGAAACUCAUCCAUCAACAUGUGAUUGAUACCUCUCUGCUGUACAGGAGAGAAUUUGGACAGAAGUUUAAGCUAAAGGUUCUGGCCGAGGCGGUGCUGAAGAGGCAGAUCCAAAGCGAGGAAAGGAGCGGUCAUAAUCCCACUGAGGACGCUGUGGCAGCACUGGAGCUAGCCCAGUACUUCAUCAAAGCAGGACCCCGUCAGGUGGUGGAGCUUCAUCUGGAGGAGCUGUGGGGAUACAAACUAAAGGAGGAGUCUCCUAAAAGCACACCUGCACCAACACCAAGCUACAGGUUUGCAGACAUUUUGCAGACAACCGGCCGCUCCCCAGCAUAUUUCGGAAAGCGAGCUGACGUCGCUCUGGAUCUGUCUCAUCAGUGCUGGUACAGCUCUGACAAAGAGAUAGUGUCAUCUUUCAGAAAGCAGACCAAGCACCCUUUCCUCUCCGUCGUUCAGUUGUCCUCCUUUUACAAUUAUCUGAAAAGACGCUCAGCUAAUCAGCCGCAGCUGUAUAACAAUAUGUGUGCAAACCUUGGAGAGAUGUGUGCAGUGUUUGCUGGGCCGUUCCCUGCAGGUUUCUCCAAAAGAGAUGUCAAGCGGAUGUUUUCUUGCUGCGGGCCGGUUCGGAGAGUCCAAAUGUUGAGCACAAGUGUCAGGAACCAUGCAAAGGUGGAGUUUUGGAUGCUGGAAGGAGCGGUGCUAGCUUUAAAAGUGCUGAAUGGACUCAGUGUGCUAGGUCAGACGAUCAAGGUGCAGAGGCCUGUAAACAAAUCAAUGCUGGACUUAGAUUUGAAUCUUGAGACUUUAAUGAGUGAGAAACUUAACACCAAUCGUCUUUAUGUUGUUAAACUGAGACAUGAUGUGGCUCAGGGGCUCAACAUUUCUGCAAAGCUUAACAGAUGUCUGUCAGAUGCUAAUUCUUCAGCUUUACCGCCUGGUAGACCGAUGAACGGCUUGCCACAAACCGCUCAAAUAAACGGUAAACAUACUCACUCAGCCAAACCUGAACUGAGUGAGGAGAGUGUCAGAGAGACAUUCAGUAUGUUUGGUUCAAUAAGGAGCAUCAGUCUGCCUGGUAAACCUGCAAAACGUGCAAUUCAUGCAUACAUAGAGUUUCAAGAUGCUGAGGGGAAACACGCUGCGCUCGCCUCCUCUGGGCGUCUGCUGGAGGACAGUUAUCUAGUAUGGCCGUCCAUAACUCCACCCCACCUGCUGUCAUGGAUUGGCCUGAUGACCGAGAGUAAACCAGAGCAGGAAGAAGAGGAGACAGUGGAGGACUUUUUUGAUGGUGGUUUUCAGGACCAGGAGUCAAGUCUCCUGAAGAAGCUGGACCGCCGGCUGAGUAAAGUUUUCCGCUCCCUACCAGACGGGACCAUGUCUGUGGUGCUGCUGCUCGAGGACACCAGCAGCACAAGUUCUGAUCAUCCUGGUUUAUGUUUUCUGGAAGUCAAAAUGGAGAAUCAAUCCAGGAGAUAACCUGAAUCAACAAGAGUGAUAUCUGCAGACUUUCUCUGUGAGGGCAGGACCCUUCUUUACAUAUUUAUCAGGAUACAUUUACAUCAACCUAUCAGAGCUCAUCAGAGAAUAAAUAACCACCAGGAGAUGUUAAAACUGACAUCACAUCACCUUUAAGUUUAUUUCCAUCUUUUUUGUUUUGUUUGUUUUUUAAGUUAAAGCUACAGUAACUUUUGACCCAAUUAUUAGCUCAAUUUGAGAUAUAGUAAAAGUUUUUCUUAGGUCAAUAUAUGGAUCUACUGGCCUAUUGUGAAUGAGUCAUGUGACCCAGGGGGCCACUUUAUUGCAGUCUGAGAUCCAAUUAAACACCAAAAUUAACUAAGCUAAAGGUUGUCAGCCAACUCAGGUAUGACACUUACCCGAUUAGACAUAUAUUUGGCUCACUUUCAAAUAAAGGUCAUUAGAGCUAAAAAAAAA